CACCAGCUCGCCGCCCAGCUGCCUCAGCCCAUUACUCUAUCUUGAACGAGAAGGACAUGGCACAGGAAUUCUCAGCAUUCGGCAUCUUCUCCAAGACAGGAAGGUGAUAUGGAGACGAGGUCGUGUGCCGGUCUUCCGUGGUGUGCUUGUGGUGUGCUUGGUAUGAAGUCUUGGAAAUCCAAUGUAUACACUAGAACAGCCUUGAUUGGGCGGGCUAGAAUGCGGCGACUUGGCUUUGUUGGCGGGCGGAGCGGAGCGCGAGUCGUUCCACUUUCCAAGAACAAUACGGGCUUGGCUAGAAACGCAAAGGCGGGGAUGCGCUCUGGGCUGUCGCGCUCUCCGGACUCCACCUGCGUAUGCUAAGUGAUAACGUCGCAGCGCUCAAGAAUGCCUACGCCAUGCGGAUCUUCCUCCUGCUGUCGCUCCCCAACCGAAGACCAGGAUU
Messenger RNA from Trematosphaeria pertusa, 445 nucleotides. RefSeq lists its product as uncharacterized. Lineage: Eukaryota; Fungi; Ascomycota; Dothideomycetes; Pleosporales; Trematosphaeriaceae. The transcript has a single exon. The coding region runs from base 109 to 363 and encodes 84 amino acids. The record is from RefSeq and is a predicted model, not a curated record.